Molecule: messenger RNA, 1416 nt
Organism: Prunus armeniaca (apricot)
Lineage: Eukaryota; Viridiplantae; Streptophyta; Magnoliopsida; Rosales; Rosaceae
Source: the annotation of a GenBank genome assembly
AUGAUCAAGGUUCUGGAUUUCAAGACUCUGCUUGAUGUAUUAUGUGCCCAUACUCCCCCGGUUUCGGUCUCUAAGCUACCUCCGAAGGUGUUUGGGUGCAUUGCUUAUGUUCAUGUCUACUCCCAUCAACAGAGUAAACUUGACCCAUGUGCUCUCUGCUGCGUCUUCAUUGGCUAUUCUACCACUCAGAAGAAUUACAAGUGCUACCACCCUCCUUCACAGAAGGGGGAGAGGGAGAGUGAAUUGAAGAAUUUCAGAAUGGAAAAUCUUAGAUGUAUAGAGGCAUCUGAAGGAAUCUCUGAUGGAGUGCUAACGACCGGUCGCCAAGCAAUCUGUGAAAAAUCGACCGGUCGCGUAGAGGAUGACGACCGGUCGCACAGCACGAAGCGUGAUGACUGCGUGGAAACGACCGGUCGCCCAGAGGAUGAGAUUGGUCGCCUAGCAAUCUGUGCAAAAUCGACCGGUUGCCCAGAAGGUGACGACCGGUCACUUGUUGAAUUCCUUGAUGAGAUUUGCCAUUUGCCAGAAGAAUGUGAUAGUGAUAUUUGUGACUCCUGUGAAGAUGAGAUCGAUAUAAGAUCCCCCUCUGCCUUGGCACCAUCCCAAUCAACUCGUGAUGAUGAUGAGCACAAGGCUGAUGAUUCCAUUGACCAUUACAAAGCAAGAUUGGUAGCAAAAGGUUAUACUAAGACCUAUGGAGUGGAUUACACGGAGACCUUUGCUCCAGUAGCAAAGCUCAAUACUGUACGUGUACUCUUGUCCUUGGCUACUAAUCAUGAUUGGCCUAUGUUACAAUUUGAUGUAAAAAAUGCAUUCCUCCAUGGUGACCUCAAGGAAGAAAUAUACAUGGAUCCUUCGCCGGGUAUCCCUGUAACCUCUAAGGAGGGUAUGGUGUGCAAACUACGGAAAUCCUUAUAUGGAUUAAAGCAGUCUCCAAGAGCUUGGUUUGGGAGGUUUGCUGCAUCUAUGAGGAAGUCUGGUUAUGUACAAAGUAAUUCAGAUCAUACCUUGUUUCUGAAGGUCACAAAGGCAGAAAUACAGAGUCUCCAGAAAUAUCUGGAGUCCGAAUUUGAGAUGAAAUCAUUAGGUGACUUGAAGUACUUUCUCGGGAUUGAAGUAGCCAGGUCUAAGCAUGGUAUUUUCUUGUCUCAAAGGAAGUAUGUUUUGGAUUUACUUGCAGAAAUUGGAAUGUUGGAUUGUAAACCAAUUGAUACUCCUAGUGAACAAAAUCACAAGUUGGGGUUAUAUCCCGAUCAAGUUCCUACUGAUAAGGAGCGCUAUCAACGGCUUGUGGGGAAAUUAAUUUAUUUAGCUCAUACACGUCCUGACAUUGCGUAUGCAUCAUUUUCUUAUCCGGAAGGACUUUGGGAAUUCCGGUUGUACCGUUGCGUAGAGCACGGUGAGAUGAGUCCGUAG